Messenger RNA from Prorocentrum cordatum, 3028 nucleotides. The record is from the annotation of a GenBank genome assembly. NCBI's taxonomy places the organism in Eukaryota, Dinophyceae, Prorocentrales, Prorocentraceae.
GCGCGAGACGGACCGGACGGCCGCCGCCCCGGAGCGGGCCUUCGCGGCGCUGCCGUCGUGGUCGGGCCUGAUUGACGUCGUGCCGUUCGAGCCCGCCAAGUUGGCAGAGGGCAAGAAGGUUCAGGCAGGUUUGGAGCCCACGCGCAAGAUGCUCGACAAGACAACUGGUAGCGCUGACUGCUUCCUGGUCCAGAUGCUCGCGAGAGUUGUAUCGCUCACUGAUUACGACGCGCGUCUGGAGGGGUGGGGCGGCGCCGAGGUCGAGGCAGAGAACUUGACGGAGUUGCAGGAGCCGCAGCCGCGUGGGGCAUUGCGCUGCCCCUUCUCGGCUGCAGCUGUGGGGCCAUCUGGCGAGGCGGGCGUCUGCGUCUGCAGCGCGCAGCAUGGUGCCAGCUGCAAGUUGUCGCAGGCCCAUUGGCCGAAGAUAUUUGGCUUCCUGGACCCUCGCCUUGGGGUCAGCUCGGUCCACGUUGUUCACUCUUGUCCUGUUCGCAUCACUGUCCAGAUGAACUUUGUGGGGUUCAGUGCGGCGUACUUUGUGGGGUUCAGCCCUGGCACCAUCGUCUGGAGUUCAGUGUCCAGCCUACGCCGCAAAGUCCUGCAUCUGCCAGGCCGCGUCGCGGCGCCCUUCAAGCUGGUGGACAGCGCGUUCCCCGCCGUGAUCAGGCCCGGGGGUGGCGGCCAACCGGGGCGGGAGACGGCGGCAGAGCUCGGCCCGCGUGCUUGCGAGGGCCUCGCGGUGGGCAUGGUCGCUGUUCCUGCCUCGCCCCUGCCCGCGCCGUGCACGCCCCCGCCGGCGCCGUCCACGCCACCAGCCGCGGGCAUUACGGCAGCACCGAUUCAGGACGAGACGGCCGCCAUGCGAGCGGAACUCACGAGGUUGCAGGCGGAGAACGCGAGCUUGCGGGAGGAAGCUCGUGUUUCGGUCCCCGGCGGCGCCGUGGAGGUGGCUGCAGUGGGCUGCGGCGAGAAUCCGGCCGAGGCGACUGCGACCGCGGCCUGGGAGUGGAAGAGCUGGGGUACGGAGUCCAGUGCGGGCGCUGCAGUGGACGAGUCCUGGCAGCCGCCUGCGCGUGCAUGUGUUCAGGCGCGUGGCGCCGGAGGGGGCCGCAACUGGUCUCGCUGGGAGGAGGACUCUUGGGGCGGCCAUUCCUGGGGCAGUCCUGGUGGAGAUGCCUCGGACGGCGGGGCGGGCUGGUGUACAACAGCGCAAGAGGAGGCCAAUGAUCAGGACUUGUACUCGGGCGUGGGAUGGGCGCAGAAAAGGGCAGGACAUGGGUACGAUACGGCUGACGAGCCCGACAGGUUUCGCGCGGCGAGCAUUGGGCUGAACUUUGAUUCGCCGCCCGACUUCAAGCCGGAGCAUUAUCGCACUGCCAGGUUCUUCAAAGCGCCAUGCACUUGCAGGUACGCGCACGAGGGCACCAAGAGACACGACAGCUUCUCGUACGGCGCUGGCGACUCUUACGAGACCGAGGUGUUCGGCGAGCUGGAGAAGUUCCUGACGGAGUCACUCGGCUUGUCGCAGGCGUCUGAGUUGCCAAACUGCUGGGCGGUGAACGCUUAUGAUGAUCCUUCCGAGUACAUCAGCUGGCACGCGGACGACAGGGAGUUGUUCGAGUCGGCGGGGAGGGAGGCCAACCUUCUGUCAGUUCCACUGGGCGCUGACGGCCUCGUCGGCUCCCAGGCGGCGCCGCGCGGCCCUCCGGCGACGGACGCCUUCAAGGCUACAGGGGCGAAGCUGGCGAGUCAGCGCGCAGAGCGCGAGCUGCUCGGCGCGGCUCAUCUGGGGCGCGGAACCUUGGCUUUGACGGGCGGAAGGUUCAAGAGAGACCUCCAACAGUGCAUUACUGCCGCUUCCAACUGGACCUCGCGCUGGACCGCUGGCACUCGCGCGCAGAAGCGAUGCUGCGCGGAGCCGACGGCUGCGAAGCCGCGCAUCAACCUCACCGGCCGGCGGGCCCGCAAACACGCCGCCGGGUGCCCUUGCGAGCGCGGGCUUUCGUCGGUCAUCCAGGCAGCGCACUCAGGUUCGCGGCGUUGUGACGCGGCUGCGACUGCAUCCGCGCAUUGGCCACCUUUCGCCGAGACAUCCAGCGCCCCCGCGAAGCUCCUGGGCGCCGCUGCAGCGACUCCCGUUCUGGCGCCGGCGCCCGAGGUGCUCGCGCCGACACCCAGCGCGCUUGCGACCGCGUUUGUCACCCAGCAGCGGCCGCUCGCCGUCGCGCCGGCAGCUGCCCCCGCGAACGACGCAGCUGCGGUCGAGUACGCGCACGAUGGCACCAAGAGACACGACAGCUUCUCGCACGGCGCUGGCGACUCUUACGAGACCAAGGUGUUCGGCGAGCUGGAGAAGUUCCUGGCGGAGUCGCUCGGCUUGUCGCAGGCGUCUGAGUUGCCGAACUGCUGGGCGGUGAACGCUUAUGAUGAUCCUUCCGAGUGCAUCAGCUGGCACGCGGACGACAGGGAGUUGUUCGAGUCGGCGGGGAGGGAGGCUACAGGGGCGAAGCUGGCGAGUCAGCGCGCAGAGCGCGAGCUGCUCGGCGCGGCUCAUCUGGGGCGCGGAACUUUGGCUUUGACGGGCGGAAGGUUCCAGAGAGACCUCCAACAGUGCACUAUUGCCGCUUCCAACUGGACCUUGCUCUGGACCGCUGGCACUCGCGCGCGGAAGCGAUGCUGCGCGGAGCCGACGGCUGCGAAGCCGCGCAUCAACCUCACCGGCCGGUGGGCCCGCAAACACGCCGCCGGGCGCCCCUACGAGCGCGGGCUUUCGUCGGUCAGCCAGGCAGCGCACUCGGGUUCGCGGCGUUCUGACGCGGCUGCGACUGCAUCCGCGCAUUGGCCACCUUUCGCCGAGACAUCCAGCGCCCCCGCGAAGCUCCUGGGCGCCGCUGCAGCGACUCCCGUUCUGGCGCCGGCGCCCGAGGUGCUCGCGCCGACACCCAGCGCGCUUGCGACCGCAUUUGUCACCCAGCAGCGGCCGCUCGCCGUCGCGCCGGCAGCUGCCACCGCGAACGACGCAGCUGCG